GCUCCAAUAGCUUCAAUAGCUCCCACGACCACGGUGCUAUCACUGAAAGAAGACUCUUAAGAUAAGGCUCACGUCUACAUCGCUCUUUACAUGACUCCAAACCUCUCCGAUUAACGUUAAGCGCCCGUCCCUCUUCCUCCGCCCGUUCCACACCUCGGCUCGGUUCAUGACGCCCGCCCGGUGGCUAUCGGCGUCUGUGCGACAUACGCGACCAGCUCUCCUCCUUCGCUGCCUACCUUUGACUCUCACAAUGUCCUUCUCCACAUUUACCAUUCCUCGCAAUCUGGACCAUAAUGGCUCGGCUACUCUACCCGUCUCCUGUCCGGCAGACCUGUCUCGUGAAGAUCUGCUGCGAUUCCCAGCUUUCCGUAUCUGGCUCACCACCUUGCAACACUCCUUGAGUCGCCAGCAACAACCUUCCCACGAGUUCUCCAAAGACCCCUACGUCCUGCGGAAAAUUGAAAUCCAGAGCGUGGACCGCUUCGGUGGUGGCCGUCUAGGCUUCUUGAAGUUCAAAGCGGAGGUGUCAAAUGAGAAUGGAGAGACCCUCCCGGGAAGCGUGUUCUUGCGCGGUGGCAGCGUAGGCAUGUUGCUCAUACUUCAACCAGACGAUGUGCCUCCAUCGGCAGAAGAUGAGAAGCGUGCCAUUUUAACCAUCCAACCUCGUAUCCCCGCGGGUUCUCUUGCGUUUCCCGAAAUUCCAGCCGGCAUGCUCGAUGACAGUGGAUCGUUCGCUGGUGGUGCAGCAAAGGAGAUUCAAGAGGAAACAGGCUUGACAAUACCACAGGAGGAGCUAAUUGACAUGACAUCGCUAGCUCUGCAGUCCGUGCCAGAAGAGGGCGAGACGUUGCAAAAGGCAGUAUACCCGUCGGCCGGUGGGAGCGACGAGUUUAUUCCUUUGUUCUUAUGUCAGAAGCGCAUGUCGCGCAAGGAAAUUGACAGCCUGCAAGGACGACUAACUGGGUUACGACAGCAUGGUGAGAAGAUCACGUUGAAGGUGGUACCGUUGCGCGAUCUAUGGAAAGAGGGUCUGCGGGAUGGGAAGACCCUUGCCGCGUGGGCUCUAUACAAAGGCCUCAAGGAGGAGGGGCUGCUGUAGGCGGAUUUCCACAUUCCGCAGCUGUUUGUGGGCUCUAAUACUGGAAGCAGUAACACUCACACCAAUGUAAAUAUAUCGCAUUCGACAGUAUAUCGACUCUAACGGCAGUGUCGUCAGAAUACCAUAGGAUGUGCAGAUCCAUGGUACGGGACGAAGACGGAGCCAAAGCUGAAACAUCUACAUACAGCUCAAAGCUUGAAUCUCUUCGCAAGUUCGAUUCCCUCAGCUAUUGUGCCCACCCGAGCAUCAAUAGCAUAUCCCUCCCGCUCCAGCUUCUUCAUGUCCUCAAAUAACGAAGACAAAGGCACAGUGAAGCACUCGAUGAACUCAUUGUCUUCGAGCUGGGGCUUCGGGUUCUGAUUCUCCGGCAACGAC
This is a messenger RNA of Aspergillus costaricaensis CBS 115574, 1474 nucleotides long. Its product is annotated as putative NUDIX family hydrolase. The record is from RefSeq and is a predicted model, not a curated record. Gene Ontology annotation, molecular function: ADP-ribose pyrophosphatase activity; ADP-glucose pyrophosphatase activity. Gene Ontology annotation, biological process: nucleoside phosphate metabolic process; ribose phosphate metabolic process. The transcript has 2 exons. NCBI's taxonomy places the organism in Eukaryota, Fungi, Ascomycota, Eurotiomycetes, Eurotiales, Aspergillaceae. Bases 251 to 1099 code for a protein of 282 amino acids.